Brassica napus (rape) is the source of this 4216-nucleotide messenger RNA. RefSeq names its product auxin efflux carrier component 7-like. The transcript is spliced from 6 exons. Lineage: Eukaryota; Viridiplantae; Streptophyta; Magnoliopsida; Brassicales; Brassicaceae. Gene Ontology annotation, molecular function: auxin efflux transmembrane transporter activity. Bases 1264 to 3024 code for a protein of 586 amino acids. Gene Ontology annotation, cellular component: endoplasmic reticulum; plasma membrane. The record is from RefSeq and is a predicted model, not a curated record. Gene Ontology annotation, biological process: auxin export across the plasma membrane; auxin polar transport.
AAGUGGAAUUAAAAGGGUAAAAACAAAGACAGUAAAAAUAUGUUAGUCCUCCAUAAUUCAUUUUUUUCUUUGUUAUUCAUGUAAAAGUGGAAAAGUUUUCCCUUUUGUCUCAUUUUUUUAUUUACAGUACAGUUGUAAUUAAUGUACCAUCCUAUCUCUUUCUCCAUUAUUGAUUUUGGUCAAGAAUCUCAAGAUGUAUGUUUUAGUAUGAGCUUUGCUAUCUAAGAGUGGACUUAGAUGAUAGUGAGCCUGGUGACAUUGAGGAUUAAGCCAAUCCCUUGGGAAGUGCUAGGAUAUCAAGACUAAUAACCCCUCGCGUUUUAAAAGAUUCUUAUAGUGCAAUAAAAAGUAGAAUUUGUUUUUGGUUCAAUGUCAAUUUUUCAUUCACAAAAGAUGAAUACAGAGCUUUUGACCUCAGUUCAUUUUCAACCACAGAAACUAUAUAUGAAAUGAUAGAACACGUCUAUAUAUGGAUCCUAUGUACGCUACUAUCUUUUCCACCAAAUAGAAUUUAGAUCAAACAAGUUUGGCGAAUACUGCACGCCCUUGCUUUAGCAAUUUAUAUUAAUAUAUUAACUCCUUAGUCACGUGUUUAAAUCACCACCAAGGCAUUACCCAUUACUCUAAAACACUUUCAACAAGUCUAAACUGAACCUUUGAAUAUCCAACUUAUUUAGUUAUAGAAAAGAAAACAAAAUCAUUUAGUUAUUAUCUCAGUUAAGUCUAUUAAACAACUUUUUCAUGCUGAUCUUAUUGAGGUUUAGAACAUCUCCAAAAGUCCACAUAUUUUAAGAGCAUAUUUAAUGGGUUUUUUAGAGUGAGAUUUUUAACGAAAUAUAAGAAUUCCACUCUAAAAACUCCUCAUUAAACAUGCUCUAAAAUUUGGCAAAACAUUAAAUGUAAGGUUUGGGAAGGGGGGAGGGCAGGGUAUUUGUUUACAAAAGCAAAACCUUAUAUUAAACCUAAAAACUUUUAUAUUAUACAUAAAAUUCUUUAUAUUUAACAAAACAAAACUUAACCAAAUAAGUGAUCAUUUGUCACAAACAUGCUUUUAAUACUCACACCAAGUUUACACAAUCCAUUCUAACUGAAUUUCAAAACAAAUUCAUAACUCCUCAUACGUAGCUAUCUCAAACACAAUCCAUAACUAUAUAUUAAAUGGAACUUAUGUGAUAUAUUUUCUAUAAUAUCCUUUCAUAAACUAGGGAAAAGUUCAUAAACAAGUAGUCGAAAAAGGGUUACAAAAUAGUUUAUCCGGCGAUAAUGAUCACAUGGCACGACCUCUACACGGUCCUCACUGCGGUAAUCCCACUCUACUUCGCUAUGAUCCUCGCUUAUGGCUCCGUCCGGUGGUGGAAAAUCUUCUCACCGGACCAAUGCUCCGGAAUCAACCGCUUCGUCGCCAUAUUCGCCGUCCCUCUCCUCUCCUUCCACUUCAUCUCCACCAACAACCCUUACGCCAUAAAUCUCCGUUUCAUCGCCGCAGACACUCUCCAGAAACUAAUCAUGCUCACUCUUCUAACCCUAUGGGCUAACUUCACUCACUCAGGUAGUCUCGAAUGGAGCAUCACCAUCUUCUCCCUCUCCACGCUUCCCGACACGCUCGUGAUGGGUAUCCCCCUGUUAACCGCCAUGUACGGCGAGUACUCCUGCUCGCUCAUGGUUCAGGUCGUCGUUCUCCAGUGUAUAGUCUGGUAUACAAUUCUCCUCUUCUUAUUCGAGUACAGAGGAGCGAAGAUUUUGAUCAUGGAGCAGUUCCCGGAGACGGCUGCUUCUAUCGUCUCUUUCAAAGUCCAUUCCGACGUCGUUUCGUUGGACGGGAACGAUCUACUUGAAACGGACGCUGAGAUAGGAGGUGAUGGGAAGUUACACGUCACGGUGAGGAAGUCAAACGCUUCCCGGAGAUUUUUAUGUUGUCCAAGUAUGACUCCACGUCCGUCUAACAUCACCGGAGCUGAGAUUUACAGCCUUGACACGACUCCAAGAGGUUCCAACUUUAAUCAGUCGGACUCCUAUUCAGUGAUGGGGUUUUCCGGUGGCCGUCUCUCAAACUUUGGUCAGUCGUCUAGGGGUCAAACUCCUGGGCCUUCAAAUUUCGAGGUGAGUUGUGGUAUGGCUUCGUCUCCUGGGUUAGGGUAUGACCCGGGUACUUCCGGGUCAUACCUAGCCCUGAAUGCGGAGUUCUCCUCCUUAGUUGCUAACAAAACGGUUAGCAAAAACCAUCAUACAAGAGGAAAGUCUAGUAGUAGUCAUGAUGCUAAGGAGCUCCAUAUGUUUGUUUGGGGCUCCAACGGAGGAUCCGAUCAGGGAGCAAAAGAGAUCCGAAUGAUAGUCCCUGAACCUCCUCAAAAAGCAGAAACAAAAGUGACAGCUACUGGUCCGAGGAAUAUAGACUUUGGCGGUGAAGAAGAGUCGGAGAGAGUGAAGGAAGUGGCAGCCGGACGAAACAAGCUUCAGUGUAACUCCAUGGCGGAGCUAAACCCUAAAGAAGCGGUGGAAACCGUACCAGUAAAACAUAUGCCGCCGGCGAGUGUGAUGACUAGGUUGAUAGUAAAAAUGGUGUGGAGGAAACUCACCAGGAACCCUAACACUUAUUCCAGUCUCAUUGGUCUCAUAUGGGCUCUCGUUGCUUUCCGGUGGAAUGUGGCAAUGCCUAGAAUCAUUCAGCAAUCAAUCUCAAUCCUCUCUGAUGCUGGUCUUGGUAUGGCAAUGUUCAGUUUGGGGUUGUUCAUGGCAUUGGAACCUAAAUUAAUCGCUUGCGGAAACUCUACUGCAACUUUUGCAAUGGCUGUGAGAUUCUUGACAGGACCAGCAGUAAUGGCCGUUGCUGCCAUGGCUAUUGGAUUACGCGGAGAUCUAUUACGUGUGGCCAUAGUUCAAGCUGCAUUGCCUCAAGGAAUCAUGCCGUUUGUGUUUGCAAAAGAAUACAAUGUUCAUCCGGCAAUCUUAAGUACAGGGGUAAUAUUUGGAAUGCUUAUUGCACUACCGAUCACACUUGUUUACUACAUUCUACUUGGGCUAUAAAGCUCUGUCAUGGAGAGGUUUGCUUCAGAAAAACAAGAGAAUUCCAAAUUUCGUUGAAUAAAAGAGAAUGUAACACGAGGUUUAGUAGAGUUAGUGACCAAUAUUUGAAUUGAGGAUUAAAAGCUCUUUUCUUUCCAGUAUUUUCCUAGAGAUUAGAAGAGGAUGACAAUGAUAGAGACAAGAAGCGGAAAACAAGGGCAACAAGACAAAACAACCAACAAAAGAAAAAGCGUCGGACUAUAUAUAUCUGAUUUUGCGUUUUUACGGAGCGUGAAGGUUGUUUUUGUAUACUAUCAUUUCUCUUUUUCUUUUUAUUGGAACAAUUUCUCAUUGUGUAUUCGUUGUUGUUCCUAAAGAAGACAAUUUGAACUAUCAUUAUUUUUUUUUGAAUGAACGUUAAUUAUAUUCAAGACAAAAAAAUUAUUUUGCAUCUAGUGCUACAUCUAUAGAACUUUUAAAGAAUGAAAGAAAUUGGUUGGAAAAAUCAUCUAGCGCAAUUUUCUCUUUUCUUGCUUUCUCGUUUCCUUGCUUUUUUAAUACUCAGUGCUGGUAGAAGAUAAGACGUUAACACCAUAAUUAACUCCAGUAUUUUAAGUGGGUUUUUUAACUUCGGGUAAAGCUAAGAAUUAUUUCUUAGAUUUUAACUAAGAAAAACUAAAAAUUAUUUCUUAAAUAAAAGAUAUAAAAACUGUUUCAUAGUUGAAAAGUAUAAAAAAAGUGUCAAAUCAUGAGUUAAGAACUCCGACUAAAAGACCGAAGUUAAUCAUGCUCUAAGACUCUCGUCAUACUUCUUGUCUCCUAACUGUCGAAUGUCAGAUAGUCUGUUCCUCAUUGUUUUAUCCAAGAUCUUGGUAAGCCUCAUUGGCGGUUAUACUUAACAUUUUCUAUUGACAUGUGUUUUGAACCGUGACGGCUUAGACAGCGAUAACAUACAGCCACCUCAAAAGUAGUUUACUAGGUUUUGUUUAAUGUUUGUUUCUAACGACCAUUAUGGUAUUGUGUUAGUAAGAAUAUAAUGAAGAAAAAUCAAUCUGAAAUAUGAAAUAGCGAGAUUGUAGUUUAUUGAUUUUUUUUUAUUGUCACGUAAUUUGAACUAGAUUUUCACCCGCACAACCGUGCGGAUAUAUAUUUUCACAUUUAUAUAUAUAGAUAUUUGUUUUACAUAAUUACUAUAUAUUUUUAAUGUUACUUA